GUAAAUACAAAAUGGGGCAAUUGUGUAGGAAUGCCGGGUUUGUUACUCAUUUUGUUCGGUGAGUGUGUGAGAAAGACUGGGCUCAGUUUUAAAAAAAGUCCACGGGGAAGUUCCCGAGGAAAUCCCCCAGCGCGGGGAUAUUAUUCUCGCCAGUUUGAUGCGCCACAAGUCUGCUGCACCUCCGAGGGCUCUCGAUGCCGGACUACCUUCUGAGUAAAACAGGACUUGAACCAUGGAAACAGUGAGCUCGAACGCGGAUAAAAGCAGGAGCUACAGCACUUUGAACACCUUGUACCAUGAGACCCGACAGGAGAUGGAGCUGUUGAACAAACAGAUGGUGCUGAAGGACAAUAUCAUCUCCGAGCUGAAGACCAGACUCACCAGAUUCGAGAGGACCCGGGUGAUGGUGGGAGAUAACGAGUCUGUGGUCGUCGGACCCUCCAAGUCCCUGCUGGAGAGUCUGUGUAAAGAAAUCUGUAAGCUGAAACAGAAGAACAACGAUGCUGAGUUGAAGGCGUCCAAACUGGCAGCGGAGAUCCAGAGGUUGAAUUCUCAGCUAAGAGCCAAAGAUGCGGAGCUGGAGAGAAUCCAGCAUCAGCCGGACCACGAGAAAGACCGGGAGAUCCAACAGCUUCGCUCGGCCCUGGAGGAGAGGGAGCGGCGGGACGCCACCCAAGCGGUCCUGUACUCGUCUCUGGCUGAGGAAGCCGACCAGCUCCGGGGUCAGCUGGCCGCCACGGUGAAGGUGUGCCAGGAGCUGCUGGCCAGGCUGGAGAAGGAGAAGACGGCAGCAGGAGGAGGAGGAGUGGAGCAGCAGGGAAAAGCGUUCACAGAGUCAUCGGAGAGGAGUGACGUCAACCUUCAGAUCUCGCAGCUGGAGGAGGAGAACAGACAGUUGAAGCAGCGGGUCGCCUACGUUCAAGGUCUGAACACUCAGUGGCAGAAGUACGACUCCAGCAGGGAGGACUACAUCCAAGGUCUGUGUCAGAGGCUGAGGGAAACAGCCAGCCAGGGAAUGGUGCCCGGGCUGGGGGGAGUCAGCGCCGGGCUGCUUCGCCAUGAAAUCUCCCGACUCAACGGCUUGCUGGAGGAGAAGGUGGUGGAGUGCGAGCGACUGGAGAGAGAAAUGGAAGACGACAGGCGGCAGGACAGAGAGCGCAUCCAGACGCUGGAGCAGCAGGUUCUGAUCUACACCGAAGAUUUUAAGUCAGAGCGUGCCGACAGGGAGCGAGCUCAGAGUCAGAUCCAGGAGCUGAAAGAAAAAAUACACCAGCUAAAGCAGCACGUCCACAAGCAGCAGGCAGCUGCUUCUGAAAACCGCGAGGCGGCUCCUGUCUGUCGCGUGCACAUUGGACACAGGAUAUCGUCCAGGCGACACCGGGAGUCGGCGGAGCGCAUGCUCAAGACAAAAUGUGAGAUGCAGCAGCAGCUGCCUGCGGCUGCGUCGCAGAACUUGGCGCGAAGUGUCGAUGUCGGUUUGUCCGAGCUUCAAUGUCCACGCUGCCUGGCCAUAUUCAGUGAUACGGACGCUGCAGAGUAUCUCAACCACUGUGAGGAGUGCGCCAAACUAUAACAGCCAACUGGACCGGCGGCCAUCAGCACUACACUAAAGAUUUUAAGGUUCCAUUUCUGUAUUUUCAAGGGUAACUAAGCAGCCUUCUUAUGAAUUUGUUCUGGAGUAAAAGCUACAACGAGGACAUCAGAAAAACAACGCGUUCUGUUCAGGUGACGAUAAAUAUAUACCUCAACAUGAAACUGAAAAUCUUUUGCACUUUCUUAACAUUCAGACACGAGUGAGAUGUCUUUUAUGCAUAAGCUUUUUAAAAACUAGUUCUUGUGUGAAGCAUGAUGCAUUGGCUUGCGAAAAAUAAAAAAAGAUACGUAUUUAUUUGUUUCCGGAUUGGGGGGUGUGUCCCAACAUAUUUGAGAAGCAAAAAUAUUUUGAAUUCGUAUUGAUUGUGAUAAAUUAAAAAUAUAUUUUUCUAAGCAAAAUAAAAAUGACAUCAACACAAACUUACCCAAGAGACAACACCUAACAAGUGAAUGAAAUAUGCUUCAUUAAGUUCUUAUUGUGGUGCUUUAUUUUAACGUGUAUUAUGGCUUAUGUAUAAUAUAUAAAUAAUCACAUAUUUAUUUUGAAAAUGCUAAAUAUAUUUUUCUUCUCCUAAAUGACGAGGACUUUUUUUAAGUGGAAGACUCACUGACAGUUCUACUAAAGAAAUGAUACUGAUUUGAAGUGUUUAUUUUUGUAAUAAA
Molecule: messenger RNA, 2256 nt
Organism: Synchiropus splendidus (mandarinfish)
Lineage: Eukaryota; Metazoa; Chordata; Actinopteri; Syngnathiformes; Callionymidae
Gene: tnip2
Product: TNFAIP3 interacting protein 2
Exons: 6
Coding region: 233-1573 (446 amino acids)
Biological process (GO): cellular response to lipopolysaccharide; regulation of transcription by RNA polymerase II
Molecular function (GO): K63-linked polyubiquitin modification-dependent protein binding
Source: RefSeq, a predicted model, not a curated record